Molecule: messenger RNA, 699 nt
Organism: Atta colombica
Lineage: Eukaryota; Metazoa; Arthropoda; Insecta; Hymenoptera; Formicidae
Exons: 4
Source: RefSeq, a predicted model, not a curated record
AUGCGGAAUUAUAACAGAGAUGUCAACGGUCGUGAUCUCUCUUUGAGACUGGAAUGUGGAGCGCAGGCUAUUCGAGAUUCACAUUCUGGAGGACAGAUUCUGCCAGUUAAAAUGGCAAGGGAUCUGAUCAGAUUCCUUAUAAAUCAAAAAAGACGGAUGUCCAUCUUAGGAACCAUAAAAAAUGAAGCCGCGCUAAUUAAACUAGAAAUCCGAAACGGAGUAACCGUUCUCCAACCACAUUCUGAUUUAUCGGUUAUUUUGAAGACAAUUAGCAGCGUUUACUUUAUUUUUCAAGAAGUUCGGUGUGGAUGUGUACACUUAGUAUUAAUGUUAAUAGCGCAGUAUCGAUAUGUAGCAAUAAAACUCACGAUAUUGUUUCGUGAUCUACAUAACUAUAAUGAUAAAUCUCGAAAAGAACAUUAUCCUAUAGAAGAUCGAUGGACGGAGGGAAAAUUAAGAAAAUUAUGUCUGCAUCAGAAUACUAUUCUAAACAUGUCAUUUAUAUUAAAAAAACUUUUGUCUGUGAACUUCAGCCUACUCUAAAUCAAUAACGUAUUUCGAUUCUGCUUUAUAGGUAUCUUAUUAAGCGCAAUACCAUCAAUGACUUUUAUAGAAGGAAUUUCAGUCACUUCAUCUGCAAUUGGUUCACUAAUGCAAUUUUUUUUGUUAUGUUCUUCCGUACAAUCGUUAUCAGAAUAA